AUGCAUGGAAGAAUUAAGGUCCGGACUUCGGAAGAGGAAAAAGCUAAAAAAGAGAAAGAACGACAAGAAAAACUCAAAAUAUUCAAACAUGCAAUGGCUAAAAUCCAGAACAAGAGAAAGCUAGGAGAACUUGACAAGGAGCAGUUAGAUGUUACAGGUCAAGUUUUAAGUAGCAAUCCUGAUAUUUAUACUUUAUGGAAUAUAAGAAGAGAAAUUUUAAUUGAAUUUAGAAAGCAACUACCUGAAGAAGAAAUAACAAAAUUGUAUGAUGCAGAGUUAAGUCUUACGGAAUAUUGCCUAAAGAUUAAUCCAAAAUCAUACUGCGCCUGGCAUCAACGUGAGUGGGUGCUGACAACCAGAUCUGAUCCUGAUUGGAAAAAAGAGGUUGCUUUAUGUAACACAUAUUUGAAACUGGAUGAAAGGAAUUUUCAUACAUGGGAUUACAGAAGGUUUGUUGUUAGCCAGUGCAAGUAUUCUCUACAAGAAGAAUUUGAUUACACAACAGAAAAAUUACUUGACAAUUUUUCUAAUUAUUCAGCAUGGCAUUACCGAAGCAAAAUGUUACUAGACUUAUAUCCUGACAAAGAAGGAGGAAGGCCAAUACAGGAUAGUUACUACAAACAUGAAUUAAAAAUGGUGCUUAGUGCAGCUUUUACUGAUCCAGAUGAUACAAGUGCAUGGUUUUAUCAGCGAUGGCUUCUAGGUGCUGUUAAAACUGUCACAAAGAUAGUUGUGUCCACAGUUACCCCUUCAAAGACUACUGUGGCUUUUAAUCACACUGUACCUUUGAAGUAUGUUAAGGAAAAUGUGCAAAUAUUUUUCAAUAAUGUCAAUGUAGUUGGAGAAUGGUUUUCAUGUGUUCAAAAACAGAAUGAUGAUGUGUGGAUUCUGAAACAUGACCAAUGUGUAAACGAUGAUCUUAAUAUAAAGGUUGAGCAUUGUAUAAAUGGAGCUGAAAAAGAAACAUUAGUCUUGUCUACAUACAAACCGUCAUACUAUGUUGGAAAGAAUAUAAUUUGUUUUCAAAACAAGUAUUCCACUACAGUACUAGCUGAAUUAAAUGAGCAACUGGAUGCUUGCAGACAAUUGCUUGAAAUGGAACCAGAUAAUAAGUGGACACUACUUACAACAGCCUUCUUUCUAUAUUGUGUAGAUGCUAAAACAUACAACAAAGAGAUUGAUAAAAUUCUACAGAGUUUAAUUGGUAUUGAUAAACAGAGGGCUGGAUACUAUUGUGACUUGAAGUCAAAGUGGAGUAUAGAGAAAGAAAUACAUGAUAAUUAUGAUAAAAUGGAUCUAGAAAUGAAAGUAGCUGUAAAGAAUCUAACAUGUCUACCUCGCUUACAAUAUUAUAGCUUUUGUGAAAAUGUUGACCUCUCUCACCAAAAUCUAAAUGAAAAUGUUUUGCCUAGCCUUAUUAAACUACAGCACUGCAAGAAACUCAACUUAUCCUAUAAUAAGAUUACAACCUUACGCAAAUUUCCUUUAUUUCAACUAGAGGAAUUGGAUUUAAAAGGAAAUGAUAUAGAUAACAGUGAUAUAGAGGAACUAAAAAAUAAAUAUAAAAACAUCAAAAUAAUUUUGUAA
This is a messenger RNA of Leptosia nina, 1587 nucleotides long. NCBI's taxonomy places the organism in Eukaryota, Metazoa, Arthropoda, Insecta, Lepidoptera, Pieridae. The record is from the annotation of a GenBank genome assembly.